UACCAGCUGGGCAUUUGGGUGGCACACGCCUUUAAUCCCAGCACUCGGGAUGCAGAGGCAGGCAGAUAUCUGUGAGUUCAUAGGCCAGCCUGGUCUACAAGAGCUAAUUCCAGAGCCUCGGCCGACGCAGCCCGUGCUUGCAGGCGCCGGUGUUCCCUCGGCCCCGGAACGCGGGAGGGCGAGACCUUUUGCGUUUUGCAGUGGUGUUUGAGGGGGGCCGGGGGUUGAGGAAGCAGAAAGCCGCCGAGUCUCCGGGGACCUCCGGGGUGAACCAUGUUGAAUCCUGACAACGGGGAGCAGAUCCACCUGGUGAACUAUGUCGAGGAUUACCUGGACUCUGUCAAGUCACUGCCUUUCGACCUGCAGAGGAAGGUCUCGCUGAUGCGGGAGAUCGACGCCAAAUACCAAGAGAUCCUGAAGGAGCUGGUUCACAACUGUGAGAAGUUCAAGCGGGAGAAGGACGGCACCCAGAAGAGGCGGGUGCUGCACUGCAUCCAGAGGGCCUUGAUCCGCAGCCAGGAGCUGGGCGAUGAGAAGAUCCAGAUCGUCAGUCAGAUGGUGGAGCUGGUGGAGAAUCGCACCAGGCAGCUGGACAGUCAUGUGGAGCGCUUCGAAGCCCACCAGGACAUCAGCGACAGCACCGGCAGCAGCGGCAAGGCCGGCCAGGACAAGUCAAAGAGUGAGACCAUCGCUCAGGCCCACAAGCCAAACACCAAGCCGGGGUCCUGGAGGCAGCGAAACAAGGAGAAUCGAGAGAAUGCAUCUAAUAAUCACGACCGUGAUGACAUCAUUUCAGGAACGCCCAAGGAGAAGAAAGCAAAAACCUCAAAGAAGAAGAAACGCUCCAAGGCCAAAGCAGAGAGGGAAGCCUCUCCCGCAGACCUCCCCAUCGACCCCAAGGAGCCCACGUACUGUCUGUGCAAUCAGGUCUCCUAUGGAGAGAUGAUCGGCUGUGACCACGACCAGUGCCCCAUCGAGUGGUUCCACUUCUCCUGCGUGGGACUCAACCAUAAAUCAAAGGGCAAGUGGUAC
This is a messenger RNA of Alexandromys fortis (reed vole), 1032 nucleotides long. Its product is annotated as inhibitor of growth protein 1-like. The transcript has a single exon. The record is from RefSeq and is a predicted model, not a curated record. NCBI's taxonomy places the organism in Eukaryota, Metazoa, Chordata, Mammalia, Rodentia, Cricetidae. The annotation marks the transcript as partial. Gene Ontology annotation, cellular component: nucleus. Gene Ontology annotation, biological process: positive regulation of DNA-templated transcription.